Messenger RNA from Paramecium pentaurelia, 579 nucleotides. Lineage: Eukaryota; Ciliophora; Oligohymenophorea; Peniculida; Parameciidae. The record is from the annotation of a GenBank genome assembly.
AUGAAGGAGAAAGAUGAGUUGUCACGUUCUGAAAAUCUUAAUUAAUUACACUUAGAAAUGAAUUUGGUUAUUGGAUAUUUAAAUUCACCUGAAUAGAUACCUUUAGAAACAUAAAUUAAUCAAUUAACCUAAGGAAAUGAUGAGAAACAAUCCAUCGAUUAUAUUAAUUAUGAGAAAGUAUUUAUUUGAUAUAUUAAUUUUAUAGGGAUUGAAAUAAUAAAUUAAUAUGUGACUGAAUAAAAAACUAGAGAGGCAAUUUAAAAAUAGAUAAUACAUACUUUAUGUUUGAAGGAAAUAUUGCUUUUUUUUCAAUUAUGUUAUUUAUAAAAUAAUAAAGAUGUCACAAUAAGGAAUAAUUAAGUUUACAUAAGAAUUAUAUUAUUAAACAAUUUUUGUAUCUCUAAAAAUUAAAAUGUGCAUCUUAAAAGAAUGUAUGAUUAAUUAAUGUCUACCUAUCCUGAUAAAUUCAAUAGAGCAAUUUGGGGUAGGUACUUAAUAAGUUUCGAAUAUAUGUAAAUAUUGACUAUCACCAAGAAUGAUAUUAAACAUGCAGAGGAUUUUAUUUGGAAAUUUAUUUGA